This is a messenger RNA of Protobothrops mucrosquamatus (brown spotted pit viper), 1145 nucleotides long. Its product is annotated as cytohesin-1-like. The coding region runs from base 117 to 1145 and encodes 342 amino acids. NCBI's taxonomy places the organism in Eukaryota, Metazoa, Chordata, Lepidosauria, Squamata, Viperidae. The record is from RefSeq and is a predicted model, not a curated record. The transcript is spliced from 11 exons. Gene Ontology annotation, molecular function: guanyl-nucleotide exchange factor activity. Gene Ontology annotation, biological process: regulation of ARF protein signal transduction.
AGCAACAGACAGGCAGCUAGUCAGUUGCAGGUAUCAGCCCAGUCGAGUUGCCGGGCCGCACCUACCUUGGAUUGAAUACCAGCCGUGUUCGAUAGACUGUCUCUGCUGCUGGCAGUAUGGUUCUCAGGAUGGAGAGUGUACCAACCGACCUGACCCCUGAAGAGUGUCAAGAAUUGGAGAACAUCCGUCGGCGGAAACAGGAGCUGCUGGCAGACAUACAGCGUCUGAAAGAUGAGAUAGCAGAAGUCACUAAUGAAAUUGAGAACCUGGGCUCCACAGAAGAGAGGAAAAACAUGCAGAGAAACAAGCAAGUGGCAAUGGGCAGGAAGAAAUUCAACAUGGAUCCUAAGAAGGGAAUUCAGUUCCUCAUAGAGAAUGACCUUUUGAAGAAUACCUGUGAAGACAUUGCUCAGUUCCUCUACAAGGGGGAAGGACUCAACAAGACUGCCAUUGGUGACUACCUGGGGGAAAGAGAUGAGUUUAAUAUCCAAGUAUUACAUUCUUUUGUGGAGCUGCACGAGUUUACAGAUCUCAACCUUGUACAGGCACUGCGGCAAUUCCUUUGGAGCUUUCGGUUGCCAGGUGAAGCGCAGAAAAUUGACCGGAUGAUGGAAGCAUUUGCACAACGGUACUGUCAAUGCAACCCUGGUGUGUUUCAAUCAACAGAUACCUGUUAUGUACUUUCCUUUGCCAUUAUCAUGCUGAAUACCAGUUUGCAUAAUCCCAACGUGAAGGACAAGCCCACCGUGGAGCGCUUCAUCGCUAUGAACCGUGGCAUCAAUGAUGGCGGAGACCUGCCUGAGGAAUUACUCAGGGUGAGUUUUGGAAUUCAGUUCCUCAUAGAGAAUGACCUUUUGAAGAAUACCUGUGAAGACAUUGCCCAGUUCCUCUACAAGGGGGAAGGACUCAACAAGACUGCCAUUGGUGACUACCUGGGGGAAAGAGAUGAGUUUAAUAUCCAAGUAUUACAUUCUUUUGUGGAGCUGCACGAGUUUACAGAUCUCAACCUUGUACAGGCACUGCGGCAAUUCCUUUGGAGCUUUCGGUUGCCAGGUGAAGCGCAGAAAAUUGACCGGAUGAUGGAAGCAUUUGCACAACGGUACUGUCAAUGCAACCCUGGUGUGUUUCAAUCAACAGGUAAGUGA